UGAAAGACGCAGGAUGAGAGGCUUUGCUUUGGUGAUACUUGCAUCAGUGUUUUACUGCCAUGUUUGUGAGGAGAUGCCAAUCUACAACAAGACGCAGGUUGCAUGUCAGCAGUUGAGGGCGUCCGCCUGUUCUCGUGCAAUCGGGUGGGAUCUCCGCUGUGCCCCAGAGGAGCUCAAAGUGCCCGCAAGAUCGAAAGCCACGAGACCACGAUCUUUGAAGGAUGCACGUUUAGCUGUGCGGGGGUCUGAGGGAAGGUCGCUGGUCAAGAUUGACAACAAACGAAAGACGGAUGCUAUCAAGAAGAAACUUAGGUUACGAUCAGCCAAGAGACUUGGGUAUCGAUCUUUCAAGGCUGGGAAGUUCAAGAUGAACGUCAAGAAACACGAGACCCAACUGUCCUGGGAUGCAGCUUUAGCUGUGUGUAAGACUGAGGGAGGGUCCCUGGUCAAGAUUGACACAAAACAAAAGGAGGAUGCUAUCAAGAAGAAUAUUAAGAUAAAAAGCAGUUGGACACGACCAGCUUAUCUCUGGUUGGGCCUUAGAUAUUUCAAGGAAACGAAAAGUUUUGCGUGGACAGACGAGACCCCCCUAGGAUACACUGACUGGGGCAGGGAUGAGCCAAGCCAUACCUACAGGGAACUGAGCGGCCGGGUAGUCAGAGAGGACUGUGUGGCACUGUCGGGUAGCGUGUUCCUCGGCAACUACUGGAACGACCGUACAUGCAGCAAAGUAAACGGCUUCAUAUGUGAAAUUUAUUGAAAUGUACCAUGCAGAGCUUGUCACGUGACGGGUUCUGGCUUUCUUAAAGGCGGGGUUCGCAUUUUAAAUGUUUACAUUUAUUGUGUGUGUUUGUGUUUGUGUGUGCAUGUGAGUUUGCAGUUGACGAU
Molecule: messenger RNA, 888 nt
Organism: Haliotis rufescens (red abalone)
Lineage: Eukaryota; Metazoa; Mollusca; Gastropoda; Lepetellida; Haliotidae
Exons: 4
Coding region: 14-760 (248 amino acids)
Source: RefSeq, a predicted model, not a curated record